AUGACUGACCGCCGCUACGGAGAUUCCACCUACGGUACCACGUACGAUACCACGGGGACCACCUAUGACACCACCGGCACGACGGGCUACGGCACUACCGGCUAUGGUACAACCGGCUAUGGCACAACCGGCUACGGCACGACGGGCUAUGGCACCGACACCACCGGCACCAACUACGGUACCACCUAUGAUACCGGCUACGGCACCACGGCUUAUGACCCCAGCACUGGUGCCUACGACCAGCACCUCGACUACCGCACCGACGGCUCGCGCCGCCAUCACCGUGAGCGAGUCGAUCCCAGCAGCACCUAUCGACACCGCGACGUUGACCGACGUGACGACGGAACUACUCGCGUCCAUCGCGAGUAUGACAACCCCAACACCGGUACCAGCUACCACCGUGAUUAUGAGAGGUAG
Messenger RNA from Penicillium alfredii, 417 nucleotides. RefSeq lists its product as uncharacterized. The record is from RefSeq and is a predicted model, not a curated record. NCBI's taxonomy places the organism in Eukaryota, Fungi, Ascomycota, Eurotiomycetes, Eurotiales, Aspergillaceae. Bases 1 to 417 code for a protein of 138 amino acids. The transcript has a single exon.